AUGGCACCAGUGGCCUUGCAGCCUCUGCCCUCCAUGCCUACAGCACCGGUGGAUGCCCAGCCUCUUCCCUCCAUGCCCACGGCACUGGUCACCACCCAGCCUCUUCCCUCCAUGCCCACGGCACCGGUCACCACCCAGUCUCUGCCCUCCGUGCCCACUGCACCAGUCACCACCCAGUCUCUGCCAUCUGAAUUCCAUAAGGUGGUCCAAGCCAAAAUCAGAAAGACUAACAGGGAACUUUUUAAGAGAGUUAAGAGCACAGAAGACUCCGAAGAAUUCAAAAUAGGAAAUACAAAGGACACCAACUGGUCAGAAUCUGACAGUGUGCGAAAAGAAACCCUUUAUCCACCAAAGGAAGAUGCUCUUGUUAAAAUGGUAACAUAUCUAUACCACAAAAAACGAAUUCCAGCAAUCCUGCCUACUGAAGUAUGCGCUCCACCUGACUUUCAUAACUUUCCCAAGCACCUAAUACCUGCCGAGACAUCAUGUAGCCUCAGUCCAGGAAUUGUCCCACUGACUAAUCCUGUUCUAAUUUCCUCAAAAGCCAAAAUUGUUACCUUCUAUGGCACAGUUGAAGGUGUAGCCACAUAUUGCAAACAGUGUGAGCUGUGUGGCCAGGUCUACAGAUUUCAGGAAUGGAGUGGAGGUCUUCAUAACUUUAAUGACCACAUCAUUCUCAGCAUUCAUUUAUGUCUGUUCUUAAGGAACUCGCUCCAGAAUCACACUUCCAUUGGAAAUGCUAUAGAUAUCCUUGAACUGACCGCAAACCAAAAGUUUCCCAAGCGAGACUGUCUUUUGCAUGGAUACCUCCAUUUUGAGGCACUCUCAGCACAUGAAUAUAACUAUUCUUGCAUACGUUGUGGAUUUCAUCCUCCAGUAGUAGUGGUGGACCUUCACAAGAAAGGAGUUUCUAGUAUGCCUGCCAGUGAAAUAGAAGAAACCCCAACAGAUUAUGAUGGCAAAGUAAAUGUGGAAGAGUUUUGGGAGUCAAUUGGUAGCCAUACAAGAAAAUCGAGCGCCGUGCUCAACACUGAAUUUGCUAAAAUUCCUCAAGUUCAGGAACCUGAGGAGGCUUCUGAUAUAUUUGUCACUGAAGACAGAUUAUGUGGUGAGCUCACAAAUUUAAAGGUUGCUGCAUUGAGGAAGUUAGUAAAGAAUUGUUGUCUGUCUCCAAAAGGAUCCAAAAUGGACCGAAUACAAAGAUUAAGAAAUCAAAUGCAAAAUCGAGCCACCUAUGAUGAGCGUCAGGUGGCUGGGCUGUUGUGAUGUGUCCCUGUGCUGUUGUGUACUCGAUCAAAUUUAACAUUCGUGCAGAGAGUCCAAGGAACUAUGCAGACAUUUUACUGUCUUGGAAGCACUUUCCAAAUAUCUGCAUUUAUGAUUUUGCAAGAGGAUUAGCCACACAUACCAAUCUGAGGGUGCCACAGGUUCAGCCUUUCAGUCCAAAUGAGGGAAGACUUGCCGAAUCAACGCCCGAAAAUAUUGUGCUUGCCAAAAAGGGAGAAUUGAGGAUUAAC
Messenger RNA from Polypterus senegalus (gray bichir), 1517 nucleotides. RefSeq lists its product as uncharacterized. NCBI's taxonomy places the organism in Eukaryota, Metazoa, Chordata, Cladistia, Polypteriformes, Polypteridae. The coding region runs from base 1 to 1266 and encodes 421 amino acids. The transcript is spliced from 8 exons. The record is from RefSeq and is a predicted model, not a curated record.